Kuraishia capsulata CBS 1993 is the source of this 885-nucleotide messenger RNA. RefSeq lists its product as uncharacterized. The transcript has a single exon. The record is from RefSeq and is a predicted model, not a curated record. Gene Ontology annotation, biological process: lipid storage; lipid droplet organization; phospholipid biosynthetic process. NCBI's taxonomy places the organism in Eukaryota, Fungi, Ascomycota, Pichiomycetes, Pichiales, Pichiaceae. Bases 1 to 885 code for a protein of 294 amino acids. Gene Ontology annotation, cellular component: endoplasmic reticulum membrane.
AUGCUGGAAGUUCUUUUGAAGCACCGGAAGGUCACGUGGAUUUGGCUUUAUAUAAUAUCGCUAGUUUCCGGUCUUGUGAUUCGGCUUAGCAUCUGGCUGUUCAGGGAGAUCCCAAAGCCAGGUUCGUCUUAUUUGCUCAGUUCCCACAACAUCUUCAACGUUGUUUUUGCAAAUAAUUGCUUUCUAUGGUUUACUCCGUGCUAUGUGUCUGUUUCCUGGUUGCUGUUGAAGAGUCGCAUCAAUAAGGACGAUCGCUAUACUGACCCGGAAGAUGCAGACCAGGCAAACUUUCUGCCACUCACAGCUGCAGAUUUAGGUUAUCACCCUCAUUUGAGAACAAAUGGCAACUUGAUAUUCUUGCAGACUGCCAAAAUGAUCCUGAUCUAUCUCUGGGUGGGGAUUUUGCGGGUUUGGUGUUUUGGCAAUUCGCUGUUUGACAGGUAUCUGAUACAUACAGGAGGCCAUUGCGUUUUCGAUGAAGCCUCCCCUUACUUUGGAACGUCUCCCAAUUAUGAUACUUGUGUUUCCGAGCUGGGUGUCUGGGACGGCGGGGUAAAAUUCAGCGGGCAUAUGUUGGUGCUGGGAACUUUUAGCUUGAUGCUCAUUUACGAAUUACGAAACUACGCGGUUAUCCGCAGUCUGAACGAGCAGGAUAAUACGGUGUCGAUAUCCAAGAUCCAGUUUCACAACUUUGUGUUUUCGAUCGAGGAUGCAGUCGUGGGAUUUUCUGCAUUUGUGCUCCUCAUGUGGUACGGACUCUUCAUCGACACUGCCAUAUUCUUCCACACUACAACAGAAAAGGUGGUAGGACUGGCAUGUGCGCUUGCUGUACCAUAUCUGCUCUAUAUUUUCAAGCCCACCAAGAAAUAUUUCAGCGUUUUAUAG